Durio zibethinus is the source of this 951-nucleotide messenger RNA. The record is from RefSeq and is a predicted model, not a curated record. NCBI's taxonomy places the organism in Eukaryota, Viridiplantae, Streptophyta, Magnoliopsida, Malvales, Malvaceae.
GUCAACUUCAUUUGUUUACGCAGGACUCUAGCUUGAAUUUUGCAAGGUUCAUGGACAUGGUUCUUUUUUGCUUCAUGCAUAUAAGUGGUAAUUAAACUCCAAAUAAUCAAAGGGAAAAAAAUUUAGAAAAACAGGCUUAAAAGUAAUUGCAGAAGCAGGAACAUAGAGAGAGAAUUAUGUCUAACGCCAAGGAACAAACUUCCCCAAAGGGAAAAAGCCAGAGCCAGAGCCACAAGCAUGGAAUGCUGGGAGGGCUACCUUUAGAGAGCAGCCCCUAUCUCAAGUACAAAGAUUUGGAGGAUUACAAGCGCAAGGCCUACGGCAGCGAAGGACACCUCGAUGUUAAGGAAAACCAAGGCGCAAGUGGCAGCACUGACGCCCCUACACUUUCCGGGGCUGCCAUAUCCGAUGCUAAUAAGACCAUCCUCACCCAUGCUUCCACCAACUAGGGCGGCAGGCAUUGCCUGGAAAACCAGGUUCUAGCUAUUGGGCAAGGCGUGUCAGCAAUAACCCAUGUUUCAAUUAACGUUAAUAACAAUUACCAAAUAGUUGUAAGUAGUAGUUUUUAUUUUUUGGCUCCUCAAAUAAUCAAUGGUUCUCCAUUGCAGAUUCAAUUUUACAGCAAUUGUAAUUAAUUUUGAUUUUUUGUUUAAUGUCUAUUAAUUUGAUUAGAGUUUUUGAUUACCAUUUUUUAAUGUUACUAUAACAAGAACAUGUUAGAUUUACCUACACAUAGGUGCAUGUCGACCUCAAAAUUAGGCAAUUGUUUACAUAUAUCUAUGGAGAACAAAGCAUACCAAUUAAUUUUUUUUUUUUUUUUGGUUAUGAAAACACCUAUUAAAUUAACUUAAACUUCUUUUCACCAAAUAUUGUGUAUUCACAUUUCACUAUAAAAAAAAAAACUAAUAAAAGUCACAAUUGAUUUAAAAAAUACAAAAGUAAUAACAAGGC